Molecule: messenger RNA, 348 nt
Organism: Iphiclides podalirius (scarce swallowtail)
Lineage: Eukaryota; Metazoa; Arthropoda; Insecta; Lepidoptera; Papilionidae
Source: the annotation of a GenBank genome assembly
AUGGCUGAUGAUGUUGAUACAACCGAGCCUGAGAAUGUUGACAAGAUAAAUGAUCCUACAGAAAGUGCGAAAGCAUCUGGUGAUGCUGAACAGCGGGCGGAUGAUGUUGAACAUACAGCUGUUAAAAUUGAUGAAGUCGUAAAAAAAGUUUCCGGGGACGAAAAACCACAAAUGCAGGAUAGUGAUAUGGACGAAGAGCAAGUGAUCGUGGAUCGUACAGCUCUUGAAGCUAUAUUGGAUGUCAACUCUCGGUUAAGAGACAUCCAGAAGAAAAGCAGAGUUUCAAUGAGUACCCUUGCCUUGGCACACGAGUCUUAUAAAGACAAGCAAGUAAAUAAAUUUGACAAG